Messenger RNA from Dichomitus squalens LYAD-421 SS1, 1650 nucleotides. Its product is annotated as NAD(P)-binding protein. The record is from RefSeq and is a predicted model, not a curated record. The coding region runs from base 539 to 1504 and encodes 321 amino acids. Lineage: Eukaryota; Fungi; Basidiomycota; Agaricomycetes; Polyporales; Polyporaceae. The transcript is spliced from 8 exons.
GCUGACAGCCAAUCAUAUGCGUGGUUGGGAGGUCUCAUACCUCCCUGGCCCGAUAUCCCAGAGGUUUACAUACCUCGUUGUAGGCUACUCAGAUAUCUUGUCGCACAGAUUCUCCCUCCGCUCUGAGCUGGCUAUCACUGCAAACCAUCUGCGCGGAUCUCGAUGGCAAUGCUAUAACAAUAGAUUCAGUUGUCGCUGGUGGGGUCUCACUGGCAUAGCUCGCUUUUGAUCUGAAGUCUCCCGCACAUAGGGAUUCCUGGAUUCUUCAUCGGCGGCUAAGUCACGUUGGAGGUACGUCGCGAAUGGCCUAUGCUAAGUAAAUUCAGUAAUUGCAAAUUGAGUGGACGACGCUAAUUGUGUUGGGACAUGACACGAUGGUGAUGACGAACGUGGGCUGUGCAUCUCUGGGCCGUAGAUACACGAAUCGCGGCACGCACAUGAUCAAAUACCGACUGGGGGCCACAUGCCAGAAACUUACCUUUCUCCUGUCUUCUGAUAGGUUUCUGCCCUACAUAAGCUUCCUUUCAUCUGACUCGCGAUGGGUGCCACGCUCUCUAACUUCAAGCAGACCGUAUGGCCCACUUUGCUGCAAGCCCUUCCGCCCAAGUCCAAAUUCACGGCAGAUGACAUACCUGAUCUCACCGGACGGAUUGUCAUAGUCACAGGCGGCAACGUCGGUAUCGGUUACGAAACCGUGAAGGUUCUUCUGAAGCACAACGCCAAGGUCUACCUUGCCGCCCGAGGCAAGGAUAAGGCGGAGAGGGCCAUCAAGUCUUUGAAGGAGGCGACCGGCAAGGAAGCCAUCUUCCUUCAACUCGACCUUGCGAGUCUUUCUUCAGUUAAGAAGGCGGCUGAAGAGUUCUUGAGCAGGGAAUCCGAACUUCACAUCCUCUUCAAUAAUGCCGGAGUCAUGGCCCCACCCAUCGAACAGGUGACUGCGGACGGGUACGACAUGCAAUGGGGUACGAAUGUCGUGGGACACUACUACUUUACCGUGUUGCUCUUGCCCGCUCUCCUUGCCGGUGUCAAGUCGUCUCCAGAUCACCACGCCCGCGUUAUUACGACGGCUUCCAGCCGCGCAUAUUCGCACACUCUCCACUGGGAGACUUUCAAGGACACACCCGAGAGGAGAAAGACGUCGAGAGUAGGCCUUUAUCCGCAAAGCAAAUUCGGCAAUGUGGUGUUCGCCCGGCAGCUUGCAAAACGAUAUGCCGAACAAGGCAUUAUCUCCGUAUCCGUCAAUCCUGGGAACAUCAAGAGCGAGUUGCAACGCCACCUCGCCGGCCUGCAGAAGAAGCUUGUGAAUUUGUUGCUGUAUCCAACGCCCCUUGGUGCGAUCACACAGCUUUACGCCGGUACGGCGCCGGAGGCUCUUAAUUACAACGGCGAGUUUUUCAUCCCAUGGGCACGUGUGGGAAGGUGCAGGGCGGAGGCAUAUGAUGACGAGCUAGGCGAUAAGCUGUGGAAAUGGCUCGAGGCGGAAGUCAAGGUGCAUCAAGCGUGAUAUCUGCAGACGGCGGUAGAGCACGCGCUACGCUUUGAAUGUUUACUGUGCAGACGUUUCGGGUUCAUCAGAGUAGGACGGAUAUGGAUUUGGAUCGCUUGAACACUGCUAUCAAAUCAACCGAAGUUGUCUUGGUAUCAGUCCCC